AUGAUGCAGGUUCGACACUAUUGCUCCAAACUAAGUGCGAUCAACCGCUUCUUCAGCGGUCACCAAUCGCCAUCACAGAUGCAAUGCGACGAAAUUGCACGAGCCGUUUCUGGCGCGUCAACGGUCAGGCCGGUCAUCAGCCCCGGCUCCAUGAGCCACACCGUCAUCUGCAACGAGCGCCCUGGGCCACAAGAAGAUCUCAUUGUAUCCUUUAGAGAGCCGGGAGCCAGGCUCGACGGGCAGAUGGUCGAGCUGGCCAAGGGAAUCCAUGGCGACCUUGUGGUGCCGGAGUCGACCUGUCUCGGCAACGUGGAGGGAGCGGAUCCGCCGCUAUCCAUCUACUUGAUGCCCUAUCUGCAAGGCUCCUCUUGCAUUGAAGUCCUGGCCUUUCAGGUGGAAAUGGAUCCCGAGGAAGAAGCCAGGCAUGGAGUCUUUGUCAAGCACUUGGCUCGGUACUUUGGACGAUCCAGGCUCAAUGAGAGCCUUCCCUUGCUCUUCAGUCAAGAUUACCCACAAGUCCUCACGCAUGGCGACUUCUCGCUAACGAACAUUCUGGUCGAUGAGAACGAGUUCGGAACCACAGGCAUCGUCAAUUGGUCUCCAGCGGCGGCUAUGCCGUUCGGAAUGGAAUUAGACAUCCUCUUCUUAAUCACAGGCUUCAUGACCAAAGAUGGCUGGUAUGACUAUAGAUGUACGCAGCUGCUACAAGAAACCUUUUGGGAGGAGUUUUGGGUUGUCACUGGGACCGAAGGAGGGGAACGUCGGGGCAGGAUACGGCGUCUAGCUGAAGCUGCGGCCCAGAUUGGCGCAAUUCUGCGGUUAGCAUUUCGGCGCAACGCCGAUGGGUCACCAUCUGAAGAUGUUUUGGCGCUGGAAAGCAGGAUGGAACAGCUGAGGACGUGGUUUGGGCUUCGGGGCGUGGAUUAG
Messenger RNA from Hirsutella rhossiliensis, 927 nucleotides. RefSeq lists its product as uncharacterized. Lineage: Eukaryota; Fungi; Ascomycota; Sordariomycetes; Hypocreales; Ophiocordycipitaceae. Bases 1 to 927 code for a protein of 308 amino acids. The record is from RefSeq and is a predicted model, not a curated record. The transcript is spliced from 4 exons.